Messenger RNA from Zymoseptoria tritici IPO323, 450 nucleotides. RefSeq lists its product as uncharacterized. The transcript is spliced from 7 exons. NCBI's taxonomy places the organism in Eukaryota, Fungi, Ascomycota, Dothideomycetes, Mycosphaerellales, Mycosphaerellaceae. The record is from RefSeq and is a predicted model, not a curated record. The coding region runs from base 1 to 450 and encodes 149 amino acids.
AUGCAGAUCAAAGUCUUCAUUGCUACCGUCUUCGCCGUCAUGGCUGCGGCUGAUUCGGCUCAUCCCAAGGGUGACAGAGGUCAAGACUGCCCAAACCCGUCGAUCAGCUGCAAUGAUUGCCAUGGUAACGCUGUCGCACCCGGCCACUGCGGUCCGCUCUCCAAGUACUCUGGAUGCGGCUGUGAUAACGUCAGCGGAUAUGGCUUUCCCUGCCCUUCGGUGGUGGUCGAUUGCAGCGACUGCGAUGGUCAAAAUGGUUUGCCUGGUUUCUGCGGACCGGCCGACUCCAGGUUCGAGUGUGGCUGCAACCCGAACCUCAGCACCAAGGGCUACAAAUGUCCUUCGACCCCGCCCGCUUGCAGCUCUUGCGAUGAGGUGCACUCGCCCGAUUACGCCAAGUGCGGACCGGCUUCCUCCUUGGAGGCCUGCGGAUGCAACCCCAACUUCUAG